Nylanderia fulva is the source of this 703-nucleotide messenger RNA. RefSeq names its product Signal peptidase complex subunit Spase12 (gene Spase12). The record is from RefSeq and is a predicted model, not a curated record. Gene Ontology annotation, biological process: protein targeting to ER. Lineage: Eukaryota; Metazoa; Arthropoda; Insecta; Hymenoptera; Formicidae. Gene Ontology annotation, cellular component: signal peptidase complex; membrane.
UUGUGCUACACGUUCGUGAAGAUCGAAAGAGCCGACCGAGCGUUCUUAUCUGGGUGGGUGUGUGUGUGUGAGUUGUUGGUUUCUCGCCGCCACGUCCUUAUAUUUAUUUACAAUGAACGCGUGGACGCAGUACUUUAAAUCCAUCCCGACGCAUAUGGAUUAUGAUGGCCAAGCUAGAGCAGAGAAAUAUUCGCGAGUUAUAAUAACAGUAUUUGGUGUGGUUGGGUUAAUCUGGGGUUACGUUAUUCAACAAUUCUCACAGACAAUUUAUAUUUUGGGUGCUGGUUUUGUUAUGGCAGCAUUAAUCACCGUACCUCCAUGGCCUAUGUAUCGCCGCAAACCAUUGGAUUGGCAAAAGCCGCAGUCUGAAGUUACCACUAAACUCAAGAAGAAAAAAUAAUCGCAAAGUACUUUUGUGAUAUUAUUUUAAAUGUAAUACAGCAAAGCAUAGUGCAAUCUUGUUUACAACAAUGUAAAUUUGAUUGCUGAAAAUGGAGAUCUAUAUAUACCACUAAGCAUUUAUCUUUAUGUAAUCAUGAGAUACGAAUGUCUUUAAUGUGUGAAUGCGGAUGUAUGUCAAAAUAAGUGCAAAUGUGAAAGAUUAGGUCUUUUCGUAAGAUUUAAAAUACAAAUAUAUGUGCACUGUAAUAGUUGUUGGUUACAUAAAUGUGAAUUAUAAAAAUACAUUUUAUUUGGAUAAGAA